AUGAAGUACAUUAAUGUUGCGGCCCUUACGGUGGGUCUGGCCGGCGCCGCGCCAGCCAAGCAACCCUCCGCCUUCGAGGGCUUGGUUUCAAAGACAGCUGAGGAAGUCUCCGGCUUCGAGGUCCAAGUCCUUGGCGGUAUGACCCUCCGAGCGCCCCAGGUCUACAACACAAACUUCAUACAGAUGAAGCGUGGGCCUAGGGCUUAUGUCCAGUCCCUUAGGAAGUACUCUGCCUUUGGGGCCACCAUACCUCCAAACCUGCUGCAGAUCAUCGACGAGAUCUUGGGAGAGCUCGGCCUGGGAGACCUGCUGGGAGACGGAAUUGGGGCUGGCGCGGGAGAGGUUGCCGCGGUUCCUCAGAUGUUCGACAGCGAGUACUUGGCGGCGGUGCAGAUCGGAACUCCACCGCAGGAUGUCACACUCAACUUUGAUACCGGGUCCUCGGAUCUAUGGGUCUUUAGCAGUGACACGCCGGCGACGCAGGUCAAUGGUCAGAAAAUCUAUACACCUGGCCAAAGCUCGACUUCGAAGGCUCUCAAUGGCGCGAGUUGGACGAUUACCUAUGGAGAUGGGAGCGGCGCAUCCGGCAUAGUAUAUACUGAUGUCGUGACUGUGGGCGGCGUCAGCGUUCCUAACCAGGCCGUGGAGGCUGCGACGAAGGUGGCUGGCAGCUUCAGCCAGGACGCUGCCUCGUCGGGGCUGCUAGGGCUCGCGAUGGACUCGAUCAACACGGUUAAGCCCCAGGCCCAGAAGACCUUCUUCUCAAACGCGAUGGCAGGCCUUGCAAUGCCACUCUUCACGGCAAACCUGAAGCAGGGAGAACCGGGUAACUACAACUUCGGAUUUGUCGACCAGACCGAGUUCACCGGGAACAUCAACUUCGUGCCCGUGAACGCCUCUCAGGGCUUCUGGGCCUUCCAGAGCGAGGGCUUCUCGGUGGGCAACGGGCAGGCGCAGAACUUCCCGCACCAGGCCAUCGCCGACACGGGCACGACGCUGAUGCUGGUGGCGGACGAGAUGGCCGAGGCGUACUACGCGCAGGUGCCGUCGGCGCAGAACAACGCCCAGGUCGGCGGGUUCGUGUUCGACUGCAGCGAGGAGCUGCCCUCGCUCACGGCCAACAUCGGCGGGUACCAGGCCGUGAUCCCGGGCAGCAUCAUCAAGUUCGCGCCCGCGGACACGGACUCGUUCGACACGGCGAAAACGUGCUUCGGGGGCAUCCAGGGCAACACCGGCCUCCCGUUUGCGAUUUACGGUGAUAUUUUCCUCAAGGCUGCGUUUACGGUGUUUGACGGCGGCAACAUGCGGAUCGGGUUUGCUGCAAAGUCGGGGCAGUGA
This is a messenger RNA of Diaporthe batatas, 1338 nucleotides long. RefSeq lists its product as uncharacterized. The coding region runs from base 1 to 1338 and encodes 445 amino acids. Gene Ontology annotation, biological process: proteolysis. Lineage: Eukaryota; Fungi; Ascomycota; Sordariomycetes; Diaporthales; Diaporthaceae. Gene Ontology annotation, molecular function: aspartic-type endopeptidase activity. The transcript has 4 exons. The record is from RefSeq and is a predicted model, not a curated record.